AUGGUGGGGUUGAGGACAAAGUGCCCGGAUCUCUUAACUGACUAACACAUUUAGUCCCUCCUCAACUUUUGUUCCACCUUCAUCAUGGCCAACUCGGUUGCACGUGUUUCUUGUGCUCGGGACUUUAAUUGUUGUCCAGAUAUUAAUACUGUUCUUGAUAGCUCCUGCAAAUCGGGUUUUGACUUUCUGUGCAUCCCUGUUGUGAAUCCUCGCUACAAACGCGAAUUUGUUCGUGGACCCAGUAAAAAGCGAUCUGGCCCUUUAACAAGAUCAGACCUUGUACUCAGUAGCCAUGACUGGAGUAUGUUCAUUGGCUUAAAGAUUUCCCCUUGGCUGCAAAUUGAUUCGACUAAUGAAGAAAUACGUAGAAAUUCAGAACAGGCAUUUAAACAAGAACUUACAUGGGCAACGUAUUUGAGUGUACCUGUGAUGAUUAUAGAGCUUCAGAACAAUAAAGUAACUAAUAUGACCCGCAUUCUCAAUACACAUAUGAUCCAUUCUUACUGGCAGCAACAAUACUGGAUCCAAGUACCUCUCAUCGCUCCUGAAUUCCAAACAGAAAACCUUAUUGAAGGAAUAGAUGAAGAAAUUGACAGAGAUCACCGUGACUACAAUACCUGGUACUGGUGGCACACAUUCCGAACAUUAUGUGAACCAAACAAAAAACUGGGCAUUGUCUUAGAAUUAACUGCUGACCUACCAGAUGAUGAUGUGUUAGAACGAUGGUUAUCUGAGCCCAUCAAAGCUAUUUCUUUGUCAACUAGUUUAUUUUUAACUAAUAAAAAGGGAUACCCUGUUUUAUCCCGCGCUCAUCAGUCCUACCUUCGUAAACUAUUCAAGUUGGAUGUGCAAUUAAUAUUGACUGGUGCAAAUCGUCAUACAGACAAAGGAAUAACAUCAUAUGUCCAAUAUCUGGAUCAUCUGUGGCAGAACCGUCCCACGCCUGAUGCUCUCAGCCAGUUUGCCAAAGGAUAUGAAGAUUAUUUACAAUGCCCACUUCAACCGUUAAUGGACAAUCUGGAGUCACUGACUUAUGAGGUGUUUGAAAAAGAUCCAGUCAAAUAUACCCAAUAUAAAGAGGCCAUCUAUUUUGCCCUAUUAGACCGAGUAAAGGAAGAGGAAAAAGACAUGAAAACGGUUGUGAUUAUGGUGGUUGGCGCUGGACGGGGUCCACUAGUCAGAGCUGCAAUAACAGCAAGUAAAAAGGCAGACAGAAAUAUCAAAGUGUAUGCUGUGGAAAAAAAUCCCAAUGCUAUAGUCACACUAGAAAAUUACAAAGAUGAAAUGUGGGGAGAGCAAGUAGAAGUUGUAUUUCAAGACAUGAGAGAAUGGGAAGCUCCAGAGAAAGCAGAUAUACUUGUUAGCGAACUUUUGGGCUCAUUUGGUGACAAUGAGUUGUCACCUGAGUGUUUGGACGGCGCACAACGUUUUCUCAAAGAUGAUGGAAUCAGUAUCCCCAAAGAAUAUACCUCAUACCUGGCUCCUUUGCAAUCUGCUAAGCUGUAUAAUGAAGUCAGAUUAAGUAAAGACAAAGACAAAUCCCCAGAGGCCCCUUUUGAGAUGCCUUAUGUUGUACGGCUCCACAACUGUCAGAUUUUAUCUGAACCCAAGAAAGUUUUUCAUUUUAGGCACCCAAAUAGAGGUGAAGUGAUUGAUAAUUCUCGUUAUGUGAGCAUACAGUUUCAUAUUAAGUCUGAUGCCGUCUUACAUGGUUUUGCUGGAUAUUUUGAUUCUGUACUUUAUGGCAAUGUAACUUUAAGUAUUCUCCCCUCAACACAUUCUGCAGGAAUGUUUAGUUGGUUUCCUAUACUCUUCCCCAUAAAGGUAUUGCUGAUUCACUUUUUUAUAUAA
Messenger RNA from Octopus bimaculoides (California two-spot octopus), 1851 nucleotides. Its product is annotated as protein arginine N-methyltransferase 5. Gene Ontology annotation, cellular component: nucleus; cytosol. Gene Ontology annotation, biological process: peptidyl-arginine N-methylation; regulation of DNA-templated transcription. The record is from RefSeq and is a predicted model, not a curated record. NCBI's taxonomy places the organism in Eukaryota, Metazoa, Mollusca, Cephalopoda, Octopoda, Octopodidae.